Messenger RNA from Fraxinus pennsylvanica, 519 nucleotides. The record is from the annotation of a GenBank genome assembly. NCBI's taxonomy places the organism in Eukaryota, Viridiplantae, Streptophyta, Magnoliopsida, Lamiales, Oleaceae.
AUGAGUAGGAGAUCUGCGACUUGCUUGAGGUGUUGUUUGGUGAUAUUCGCAGUAGUGUCGGCACUCUGCGUAUCUGGGCCGGCUUUGUAUUGGAAAUUCAAGAAGGGCCUCAAAUUAAAAGGAAUUUCAUCUUCUUGCCCUCCCUGCUUAUGUGAUUGUCCUACACCACAAACCCUUUUUCAGAUUGCUCCUGGCUUGGCUAAUCUUUCUGUUACAGAUUGCGGAAAAGAUGACCCUGAUCUUAAGGAAGAAAUGGAAAAACAAUAUGUGGACUUGUUGUCUGAAGAGCUGAAACUGCAAGAAACAGUCGGUAAAGAGCAUUCCCAACAUAUGAACAUCACCUUCGGGGAGGCACGGCGAUUGGCUUCCCAAUACCAGAGAGAAGCUGAAAAAUGCAAUGCUGCCACUGAAACUUGUGAGUCGGCCAGAGAGAGAGCGCAGGCCUUGCUCACUAAGGAAAAGAAGAUAACUUCAUUGUGGGAAAAAAGAGCGAGGCAGCUUGGUUGGGAGGGAGAAUAA